CGUACUGCGUGUUCCGAAUAUCCGGCCCAGGCAUGAACUAUCGGCUACACCGGCCAAUCCUCCUCUCGAAGUCUCGACGCGGCACGGCCUCAGAGCACGGCGCGCCGGCGCGGGACGACGCCAUGACGCCGCCCUCCAUCUUCCACCACCACCACCGCCUCCUCCCCCUCCCCUCCGCUUCCCCGACUCAAAUUCUAAACCCAUUCGCCGCCUCGUCCCGUCGCCUCAACCAUCAUCUCCCGAAACCCAAAGUCCUAUCCUUACCCCCGCGUCCAGUCUUCUCCUCCGCCUUCGCGGUCGCCGCCGUUGGCGAUGACGAGGAUGUUGUCGUCGGGGAUUGCCUCGUGUUCGAUGACGACGCUUUCGAGGAACAAGACCUGGACAUCCUCUCGUCCCCGCCGCCGCCGACUAGCGCCUCCCGCCAGGACUGGAGGGCGGAGGCCGGCGAGGGAGAGAGCCUGGUGCCGGAGAGAUGGAGGGAUGCCGAGGAGGAGAUCAACCUGACGAAGAAGGAGAAGCGCCGCAUCGCGCACGGGCUGCGAUUCGGGAGCCGCCUCGAGCGGCGGGCGCCCCCGGCCGUUGCCGCCCCUGAUGAAUUCCGCGCGUACCGCAAGGGGAUGCUGAGCGCGGAGCGUGAACAUGUUGCUCAUGUAUACCGGGGGCCGCUGGAGAGGGCUCUUCCGUCGGAGGUGGAGGAACCUCCACCCCCGGAGCCUGGGACGCGUGUGACUCCGAGGAAUCCGAGGAUGGGGAUGGAUGUUGGCAGCCUUGAGGACAUUGAUGAGUUUUUUAGAAGUCGGGAGUAUGUUCAGGAUGAGAUGGAGGACAGCAAGAGCCCCAAGGGCCGUCAUAAGUUGUUCUCAAAUGAGGAGAAGGUUCUUCUGAACAAGCGAGUGCCUAAUCUGGAAGCUGCUACUUCUAGUAAAUGGCUUCCGCUUCACACCCUUGCUGCAUCUGGUGAUUUCUAUCUAUUGGAUAGCCUUUUAAAACAUAAUGUGGACAUAAAUGCGGUUGAUAAGGAUGGCUUGCCUGCGAUUCACAAACCAAUUCUUUCAAAGAAGGCUGCUAUUAUCAACUAUCUUUUAAGGAACUCAGCAAAUCCAUUCAUCCAAGAUAAAGAUGGUGCAACUCUAAUGCAUUAUGCUGUCCAAACAGCAUGUAGUCAGACCAUAAAGACACUUUUACUGUACAAUGUUGACAUCAACCGUCCAGAUGAUUGUGGAUGGACACCUUUGCAUCUUGCUGUACAAACACAGAGGACUGACAUUGUGAAGCUACUUUUAAUAAAGGGCGCUGAUAGAACUCUUAAAACCCAAGAUGGAUUGACCCCGUUGGAGUUGUGCCUUCGAUUGGGUCAUGAUGUGCGGGCGUAUGAGCUUAUCAAACUACUUAAAAGCUUCCGAAGACAAAAGCAGCAUGAUUUAGUUUAGAACUGGAGGAUGUGAUCUUGGAGUCAUUGAGGUUCAUGACAGCUUGGCCUCUGGGAGGCCAGUUCUCAAUGUACCAUUUAUGGAAUUGCUCUGAUUCAAGAUAGGAAAUACUUUACCCUGGAUCUAGUUUAACCUGGAUCUGGAAGCAAUUGAGCAAACCAGGUUACAGUCAAGCCAUGAGAAUGGGAUGAACAAACCUUUCCCUAGGUUGCUGCUCUACAGUUAUUAGAGGUGAGGCAUAUGUUAUUAGAUUAGAAUUGCUCCCUUAUGCUUUUGGCCCGUUGAAUCUGUGUUUGGGAGGGCCCGUUGAUCCUAUCCCAGUCCAUUUGGCACGUGGAGUGGAGUGGGCUAGGAAUUUGAACUAAAUUUCUGGCCCACCAACACAAUGGGUCAGGAUGGCACCCUCCGAAACCGGCCGUUAGGUGAGCGGUUCCUUUUAUUGCAUAGAUAUGCAAUGAACCAGGAGUUGUACUUAUCUUCUUUCCAUAUUCCAUAUAAUUUGUUGUGAUGGAUUGUGAAACUCUACAGGAGUUGUACUUUUCCGGCUGUUAGCUUGGGGUUAUCACCCUGGCUUAUUAGCCAUGGUACAAUGUUUUUUUCUCGCAGCGAAAUCAGCGAAAUCAGCAAAUAGUACUUUUCAACGAGUGGUUUUUA
This is a messenger RNA of Sorghum bicolor (sorghum), 2084 nucleotides long. Its product is annotated as ankyrin repeat domain-containing protein, chloroplastic. The transcript is spliced from 8 exons. Gene Ontology annotation, biological process: protein targeting to chloroplast. Gene Ontology annotation, molecular function: chloroplast targeting sequence receptor activity; protein binding. The record is from RefSeq and is a predicted model, not a curated record. Lineage: Eukaryota; Viridiplantae; Streptophyta; Magnoliopsida; Poales; Poaceae. The coding region runs from base 33 to 1430 and encodes 465 amino acids. Gene Ontology annotation, cellular component: chloroplast outer membrane.